This is a messenger RNA of Aspergillus japonicus CBS 114.51, 483 nucleotides long. RefSeq lists its product as uncharacterized. Lineage: Eukaryota; Fungi; Ascomycota; Eurotiomycetes; Eurotiales; Aspergillaceae. The record is from RefSeq and is a predicted model, not a curated record. The transcript has a single exon. Bases 1 to 483 code for a protein of 160 amino acids.
AUGUCGGAUUUACGGAUCCUUUACGUUGCCCUUCUCGCCAGCACCCGAGAGGCAAUGGACGACAUCCUAGAGAUGGGGAAGGAGAUAGAAGCCGGGCCCACGCAACGCAGGCAGUUCUAUGUCGAGUACGAGCGAAGGCUUAGGAUGGCGCUGUCGUUGUUGCCCAAAGUCGAGAACCCAGAUGCUUCCCUCCAGCAGCUGGAAGAGGAAAUCCAGCAGCCAAGCGACGAGUCUGCGCUGCCGCAGGACAUUAUGCUCACCACGCGGCGAGUGCUGCGGGUGAUCAAGGCUCGCUAUGAGGCAUUCCUGCAGGAUAGCCUGCUCUCUGAUGACGCCUUCCCGCUGAUUGCUGAGUUGAUUAAGGGGCUGGAUGAUCGUGCCGGUGGUGCCGGUGAUGAUGAUGAUGAUAAUGAUGGUGAGCAGGCGGUGAAAGGCGAGGAAGGAGAUUGUAAAGUGAAAGCGGAGAAUGGUGAGGAGCAGUAG